Messenger RNA from Gamsiella multidivaricata, 701 nucleotides. RefSeq lists its product as uncharacterized. The transcript has a single exon. Lineage: Eukaryota; Fungi; Mortierellomycota; Mortierellomycetes; Mortierellales; Mortierellaceae. Bases 42 to 554 code for a protein of 170 amino acids. The record is from RefSeq and is a predicted model, not a curated record.
CCCGAACACUUCUAUCCUAUAGGUUCACAUCGUCCUUGGUCAUGAGCGACUUAACUCUUUUUUUCAGGUCCACAUAUAUAAAAGGGUUCGCCUCUUCCUCUCUUUUCUUCUCUUCAUUCUUCCAACAACCCCCACACUCAAACACAAAACCUCCAACCCACCACCCCUCAAAAAUGACUAACACUACCGAACACAAGCCCUCCGCCAUGGAGACCAUCAAGGACAAGGCCUCCCAUUUGGUCCACAAGGUCACCGGCAAUCACGACCAUCACGAUUCCACUGCACCCACCACCCACACCGAGUCUAUCAACCAGCACCACGAUGUGGCCUACGGAACUGCCCAGCCCAGUGUCAACUUGGCCCCCACCACCUUCCCUCGCGAGGGUGAGACCUCGGCUGCCGGAGCCGCCCAUACCCAUGCCCCUGGCGCACACGCCCUUGACCAUCAUCAUCACAAGAUCGAUGACCCCCAGCAUGGUAUCACCUCUCGCCUGAUUGGCGAGCGCGGCGAUCCCAACAACGUCGAGAGCCUCCACUUGAAGCCCACCAUGUAAAUAGUCUAUCGGGCCUGUAAAAUAGUGAAAAUAAUAAAAAACACCCGCCUCUCUCGAUCAACAACAAAGCUCUCUAAGAAUGAGAUUGUGAAUGCAUUGCUGUCUGCGGUCCGGUCCACUCGAGUAUCAACCCGCGUGCUGGUUCUU